This is a messenger RNA of Oppiella nova, 1236 nucleotides long. NCBI's taxonomy places the organism in Eukaryota, Metazoa, Arthropoda, Arachnida, Sarcoptiformes, Oppiidae. The record is from the annotation of a GenBank genome assembly.
UAUAGUCCUGUCGUACAGGUAUAGGCCAUACAGUAGUCCAGUAUUGCGUUCUCAACAUUGCGUCCCAUUUAAAGGUCUCAUUGAAAGUGAAAAUAGUGUGCAAUAAGUGAUUGAAUUGAAUGCCAUUUAAUAGCCAUUCGAUUACCCAUUCAGUGAUCAGUCAGUCGUGUAUUCCGUGAACUAAUUGUAUUGAACCGUCAGUUGUAUCACCUCUUGAAAGACAAUUCCUGAAGACAUGUCCCAACCAUUUGGCGACUCAGAGGACGAACUCGGGGGUUAUGUCGACGUCCCUCUCGAUGACCACAUCACACAACAGACACAGACAGCGGUGAGUGGUGUGGGAAGUGAUGCCAACCACGGGGUGUCCCACACUAUCAUCGAGCAGAUCCUCAACGAUCCGCAAAUGGAUGAACCAUUGGUCGACUCGGAUGACGAAGAAGAUCCGCAACCCGUCAAAGCACUGGGAUCUCAGUGCGCGACCACUGGUGGCUGCGGAGGGUUCACGUCCACGGAAACGGAUCCCUUCCCCGUCAGGAAUAGCCAACAAAUGGUGGAAAGACUUGUGAUUACAUUAUCGCCGAGCGGACGGUCGGGCAGUUGUCGGCGCAAGAACUUUAUGCCCCAAAAAACAGUGCCAAAGAGCGCAGAGAAAGAGGAGCCGAAGAAGAGGCAGCCGAGGGCUCGCAAGUCGACCACAGGUCGCCUCCAACUGGGGAUCAAAUCACGACAGCGUCUUCAGGUGGCCACGAAGUCUGCCAAAAGAUGUAGUCCUCCGGCGAAGGCACCCAAACCUCCGGCCAAUGGACCCAAUCUUGAGCGACACCACUAUAGACCGGGUGCGGCAGCCCUUCGCGACAUCCGGAUGUACCAGAAGAACACCGACCUCUUGAUUAAGAAACUCCCGUUUCAACGACUGGUCCGCCAGUUAUCGACUGAAUUCAUGGAUGGCUUCCGCUAUCAGUCGACAGCACUGCUGGCCCUCCAGGAGGCGGCGGAGGCCUACCUGACCCGUCUGUUCGAUGACACAAACCUGUGCGCACUUCACGCCAAAAGAGUGACGAUUAUGCCCAAAGACAUGCAGUUGGCUCGCCGUCUACGUGGAGAGCAAGCCAUUAGACCGGAACAGUAGUCUCGCGAUCAUCAGUAGUCAUAAACCACUUAAUUGUUAUAAAAAUACUCUAAACUUCUUAAUUAAUGCCUAUUUAUAGUCCAGUAUAACGUUUAUCACUUGUUCUC